Acanthosepion pharaonis is the source of this 2217-nucleotide messenger RNA. NCBI's taxonomy places the organism in Eukaryota, Metazoa, Mollusca, Cephalopoda, Sepiida, Sepiidae. The record is from the annotation of a GenBank genome assembly.
AUGUGUGUCUGUGUGUCAUCUCUUUCUGUCUCUGUAUCUUCAUCUUUUAUCUAUCUAUCUAUCUAUCUAUCUAUCUAUCUAUCUAUCUAUCUAUCUAUCUAUCUAUCUAUCUAUCUUUUACAUCUAUCUAUCUAUCUAUCUAUCUAUCUAUCUAUCUAUCUAUCUAUCUAUCUCAGACUGUUCAUAUCUAUCUAUCUAUAUAUCUAUCUAUUUAUCUAUCUAUCUCAGAUUAUCCAUAUCUAUCUCUCGCUUUAUGUAUAUCAGACUGUUCAUAUCUAUCUAUCUAUCUAUCUAUCUAUCUAUCUAUCUAUCUAUCUAUCUAUCUAUCUAUCUCAGACUGUAUCAUCUAUCUAUCUAUCUAUCUAUCUAUCUAUCUAUCUAUCUAUCUAUCUAUCUCAGACUAUCCAUAUCUAUCUCUCGCUUUAUGUAUAUCAGACUGUUCAUAUCUAUCUAUCUAUCUAUCUAUCUAUCCAUCUAUCUAUCUCAGACUGUUCAUAUCAUCUAUCUAUCUAUCUAUCUAUCUAUCUAUCUAUCUCAGACUAUCCAUAUCUAUCCAUAUCGCUUUAUGUAUAUCAGACUGUUCAUAUCUAUCCAUCUAUCUAUCUAUCUAUCUAUCUAUCUAUCUAUCUAUCUCAGACUGUUCAUAUUCAUCUAUCUAUCUAUCUAUCUAUCUAUCUAUCUAUCUAUCUAUCUCAGAUUAUCCAUAUCUAUCUCUCGCUUUAUGUAUAUCAGACUGUUCAUAUUCAUCUAUCUAUCUAUCUAUCUAUCUAUCUAUCUAUCUAUCUAUCUAUCUAUCUCAGACUGUUCAUAUCAUCUAUCUAUCUAUCUAUCUAUCUAUCUAUCUAUCUAUCUAUCUAUCUCAGAUUAUCCAUAUCUAUCUCUCGCUUUAUGUAUAUCAGACUGUUCAUAUCUAUCUAUCUAUCUAUCUAUCUAUCUAUCUAUCUAUCUAUCUAUCUCAGACUGUUCAUAUCUAUCUAUCUAUCUAUCUAUCUAUCUUUAUCUAUCUAUCUCAGAUUAUCCAUAUCUAUCUCUCGCUUUAUGUAUAUCAGACUGUUCAUAUCUAUCUAUCUAUCUAUCUAUCUCAGAUCUAUCUAUCUAUCUCAUCUAUUCUAUAUAUCUAUCUAUCUAUCUAUCUAUCUAUCUAUCUAUCUAUCUCAGACUAUCCAUAUCUAUCUCUCGCUUUAUGUAUAUCAGACUGUUCAUAUCUAUCUAUCUAUCUAUCUAUCUAUCUAUCUAUCUAUCUAUCUCAGACUGUUCAUAUCUAUCUAUCUAUCUAUCUAUCUAUCUAUCUAUCUAUCUAUCUCAGACUAUCCAUAUCUAUCUCUCGCUUUAUGUAUAUCAGACUGUUCAUAUCUAUCUAUCUAUCUAUCUAUCUAUCUAUCUAUCUCAGACUGUUCAUAUCUAUCUAUCUAUCUAUCUAUCUAUCUAUCUAUCUAUCUAUCUAUCUCUCGCUUUAUGUAUAUCAGACUGUUCAUAUCUAUCUAUCUAUCUAUCUAUCUAUCUAUCUAUCUAUCUAUCUAUCUAUCUAUCUGCCUGGUGUCACAUAAGGCCUCAACAGAAUGCCUGCACUCUGCUCGAACAGUGUUUCGCCAGUCCAUUCUUUCCCACGGUCCAUCGCCAUAUCAUUCUUGGCCUUUCCCUUGUUUUUUUCUUUUGAGGGCUCAGUUUAGGAUUUUUUCCCUUUCUUUCUUUUUUUUGCUUUCUUUCUUUUUUCUUUCUUUCUUUCUUUUUUUCUUUUACCGUAUCAAUAUUUCUUCUUUCUUUCUUUCUUUUCUCGUAUCAAUAUUUCUUUUUUUUUCUACUUUUCCCGUAUCAAUAUUUAUUUCUAUCUUUCUUUCAUUGAUCCUUCUUUUUCUGUAUCAACAUUCUUCCUUUCCUUCUUUCUUUCUUUCUUUCUUUCUUUCUUUCUUUCUUUCUUUCUUUCUUUCUUUUUCCGUAUCAAUAUUUCUUGUUUCUUUCUACUUUUUUCGUAUCAAUAUUUCUUUCUAUCUUUCUUCUUUCAUUGAUCCUUCUUUUUCCGUAUCAAUAUUUUUCUUUUCUUUUCUUUCUUUCUUUCUUUCUUUCUUUCUUUCUUUCUUUCUAUCCCUAUCAACAUGUCUUUAUUCAUUCUUUCUUCUUUUUCCUUACUCUUUUUACUUUCUUUCUUUCUUUCUUUCUUUCUUUCUUUCUUUCUUUCUUUCUUUCUUUCUUUCUUUGCCCCUGAAUUCUUUGCUAUGA